AUGGCUUCAGCACAGGUUUAUCGUUUCCAACAACGUAUAUCAAAUCUUCAAUCUCAUCAUAAACUUGCAUCGAUUCGACAUUGUGAGGCUGUUAGUAACUAUAUCAGUCAAAACAAUGAAUUGAUGAAAUCUUUGAUGGCUCAUUUAAAGGGUCCAGAUAAAAGUGUGAAAAGAACUAAAAGGAUUACAAAACCUCGGACAACACAUCCACAGUUAGCGAAAUCUGCACGUUUUUCUGCCAAGUCAUAUGCUAUGCAGUCAACUGUCGAGCAAUUAAACGCCAUACAUCACCAUUCAUUAUACAGGCAAAAAAACUUUGUGAACCAAUGUUUGCCUGAAGAAACAUGGAAUAAUUUCGGUACACCGGCGACUAAUGAUGAUCCUUCUGUGUGUAAUUCCAAAGAACCGAUAUUUCCACCACCGACAUAUACAGAACCAAGUUUAAAUUGUGAACCACGCAUACUUGAUGAUUGCUUGUGGGAAAUAUGGAAUGGAGAUAAUAAUGUUCUUCAAAGCAAGCACCAAAUGAGAACACAAACAAGUUAUACCUCGUGUGAUAAAAUAUAUUCAGGUGAUACCCCAUCUUCUAUCUAUAACGGUGCUCAAGAGAAACAAUAUUGGAGUCGUGAUGACGUGUCACUCGAUAUUAAGCAGCAGACAUUAAGUCGCAUUCCUGGUUAUAACAUACCAGCUGCACAACCAAAAGAUUCUUACUGGUUGAAACAAUCCACUUCCUAUGGCGAACCCAAGCACUUACUUCUUGUCAAUAAGCAUGAUAAUUUGUAUCGUAAUGAGCCGUUGAGUACUGCACAAAAUCCAUUCUCUCAUAAUCUGAACGUCAGUUGUAGGAAUAGUAAUUCUUUACUGACUAAUCAAAUGACCAAUUAUUCAGCUGAGUUUUGUACAUCGAAUUCUAGUUACGAGCUAACCGGGUCGUCAAAAAACCAUAUUAAUCCUAUUCUAGUAUCUACUUAUCCGUCGGUAGGAUCUGACAUAAACUCUUGUCGAUCAGCAAUUUUUGAUCCUGAUGAAUGUUUUAGGCCGUAUUAUGAUUGUACCUCUUAUCAUCCAUCCGGAAGCAACAAUAAUGGUAGUAGCAGUGGUGGUGAUAAUAGCAGCACCAGUAAUUAUCAUUUUUAUCGAGCAGAUCUGAGCGCCCUACAGUCAUAA
This is a messenger RNA of Schistosoma curassoni, 1170 nucleotides long. The record is from the annotation of a GenBank genome assembly. Lineage: Eukaryota; Metazoa; Platyhelminthes; Trematoda; Strigeidida; Schistosomatidae.